Camelina sativa (false flax) is the source of this 990-nucleotide messenger RNA. Lineage: Eukaryota; Viridiplantae; Streptophyta; Magnoliopsida; Brassicales; Brassicaceae. The record is from RefSeq and is a predicted model, not a curated record.
AUGGUGGAUGCUGUAAAAUCUUUUGCGACAUCAACUCAUAACGGUGUGUUCAUAAACUCAUGCUUCGCACACUGCCAAUCCGAAAGACAGGACACUUGGUAUGCACCAGAUUCUCCUACUGUUCAUGGCAAGACCGUUGCUAAAUCUGUCGGUGAUUGUUACCAUGUCAAGAUGCUGAAUACUCAGUGUUGCCUAACUAACGCAACUCCAGCUUUGAUCCCGAGCAAUGUGAAGCAGACAUCACUAUUCUUCCUUCAUAUAUGUCCGUCUUCGCAGCGAGUCGUGUACCUGAAGCUCGCAGGUCGGCUAUUGCUGGUUGUUUCUCCGUCUCAUUUGGAGCUUUGGGGAUCUUCUCAGCAACGAGUUGAGAAGUCUGUGCGAGAAGAAGGAGAGAAUUUGCAUGCUGUGUGGAGUCCAGACUCUAAAUUGAUUGCUGUUCUUACAUCAUCUUUCUUUCUUCAUAUAUAUAAAAUAAAACCCGGAGAGAGACAACCAUCGGAGUUGUGUUUUGCAACCAUAUCUCUUUUGCUAAGUGAGCAGGUCCCUUUUGCUGGGAAGGACUUGUCUUUGAGCAAUUUUGUGAGGGACAGCAAAACUAUGCUUUUGGGACUCUCUGAUGGAUGUUUAUAUAGUAUUUCCUGGAAAGGAGAGUUUGGUGGAGCUUUCAGUAUUGGCUUCCAUUCUUCUGAUAGCAACAUUGAUAGACUCUUGUCCUACACUUUUGGUAAUGGGCUAGUUUCUGGAGUAGCUUCGGAAACACUUGCAUCUGAUAAGGAUUUCUUAACAAAAUCGGCUAUUGUUCAGCUAUUGGUUAAGAUUCUUAAUAGUUUGUUCUUGUUUAUAGGGUUUGAAGCUUGUCUCGGCUUGAAGCAAUCGUUGAGAUUCUUUUUGGGGACAUUGUCCCUUGCAAACUGUGAAUUGAACUGGCUGGGUAGUGCAUGCAUGUUGGGAGUUGGAAAAGAGAUUUCGAUGGGAAUGACCUCCGGGUAA